CAUUCUGGCCCAAGCCCCGACGCCGACACGCAGGGCUUCAUGAGAUGGCUGGCGUCCGGGCCAGGUGACCAAGUCGCACGCGGGCACCGCCUAUUGGCGCUGAUCGCUGAUGAACAAUUCUGAUUUCCAGAGGCUAUUAACGACCAAUGAUAGGGAGCUCGUGUCCGAGCUGACCAAGAGGAAAACAGGAGCCAAGAAGAAAGGCAAGGGAGGCGGCAAAGGCGGUGAAGAUGGUGAGAAGGGAAAAGGAAAGAAGGGAUCUGCCAAGGGCAAGGGCAAGGGCGAAACGAAGAAGGGCGAGAGGCCUACUGGAGGUCAGCCUGCAGGCCCUGUCAACGAGUAUAGAGAUCGUGCCGCGGAGCGCCGCGAGCAGAAAGGCGAGUACGAGACUAUAGCAAACGAGUUUGAGAAUCACGCGGAGGUCGCUGUGGAUCAAUCGAAGUACCUCGGAGGAGACUUAGAGCACACUCACCUCGUCAAGGGUCUGGACUUCGCCCUCCUGAGUAAGGUCCGAGGCGAGCUCACCAAGCAGCAGAAGGCCGACGAGGCGCAGCAGCAGCGUGCCGAGCGCAAGAAGCAGCAGCAGAAGAAGCGAGAGUUUGAGACAGGCAUGGCACGGCGAGUGUGGAACACCGUGGUUGAGACGCUGCACCCACACCAUUCCACAUUUAGAGAACGUGUUGGGAGAAUGGGUAAGGCAAUCUCGAUGGGACAGCGCAUACGUGGUGCUCCCACCACUUUUCUUGAGGGUCGGAUGAAUUAUGAAUUCGAUUUAGAUGCAAGCCAGAGCUCAACGGACAUACCUAGGAUCAUCUAUUUGAGCAAGGAAGACGCACCCAAAGUGGAUUUUUCGAAAAAGGUCGCCAGCGUCUUGCCUGGGACGGUCUCCAGGAUGCGCGACGCGCUACAGCGUGCCAGCGACAGAAAGAAGCAGGCAAAGAAGGACAAAACAGCCGGAGCCUCCGUUUCUUUCACAGUCGCGCAGAAGAUAGUCCCCAAGUACAAGGCGAAGGACAAGGACGACAUUUUCGGGGGAGUCGGGGGAUUCGACACGACCCAGGUUGUCAAGCCCGUCAAGGAGUCGAAACUCACAGAGUCACAAGCAUCUGAUAAGAAGCCAUCCUACUUCGACGAUGCAGGCUCCGAGAAGUUCCUGCAGGCUCCAGACGGGCAGAUCGAGUUGGACGACGUGGAGGUGGACGAUCGGGACGACGACGGCGCGGCCAAAGCGGUGGCCGAGCCCAAAGAGCUCGCCUUCGAGCCCUCGGAGUCCUUCAAGGGCGCCCGGCCCGGCUGGGUCUUCAAGCUGGGGGACAAGGGGCUGGGGUACUACUGCGAGGACCGCGGGGCGGCCGCCGGCAAGAGGCCCGCCCCGCGCGACAAGCGCCAGCCCGCGCGGCCGGCGAAGAAGGCCCCGGGGCAGAAGGGGAUGGGCGCGCCAGUCGCCGACGACGACGCGUACGGCGAGCUCUUCCCGAGCGCCAUGAUGGGGAACGCCGCGGUCGGCACGGGCGAGCAGGGGGAUAGCGACGCGGAGGACGAGAAGGAGGAGACGGAGAAGAAGAUCAAGAGGCUGCAGAAGCUCGCCCAGGCGGGGAAGAAGGGGGCCCCGGAGGGGGACAGCCUGUCUGCGAACCAGAAGGCCGAGGCCAAGAAGAGGAAGAUGUCGGAGCAGCAGGAGUGGCAGAAGAUCGACAAGAUCAUCAAGAAGGGGAACUUCAAGUCCGUGGAGGAGCUGGAGGCCUCCGCGAGCCGGCAGCGGCGCUCCGGGGCUCCCACGCCGCGGGAGAUCAUGGCGACGCCCGCGUUCUUCUGAGCGCCGGGCUGCCAUCGGCUGCCCUCGGCGGGAGCAGGGGAGUGAGCAGCAGGGGCAGGAGUGACGGGGAGUGGGAGGAUGGGAGGGGUGCUUGCUCGUCUUCUCCUCGUCCUCGCCCCCGCUCCCUGCAUUCCCUCUCCCUUCUUAGGGCGCCCACGUUCCUGACCGCCUCUCGCUGUCACCGGACUCGUGCGGAGCGCGCGGCAGCCGAGAAGGGCAACAGGAAAAGGGGGCAUGUGUUGCCACACCCGGGACGCGCAACAGUCAGAAAGGGAAGCGAACCACACAGGCAGUCGAGCGCGAAUCAGGU
Molecule: messenger RNA, 2126 nt
Organism: Prorocentrum cordatum
Lineage: Eukaryota; Dinophyceae; Prorocentrales; Prorocentraceae
Source: the annotation of a GenBank genome assembly